AUGCAAUUGCAAUUAAACGCGCUAAUUUUGAUAACAUUAUUUACAUUCAUAGAUAAGACUAAGGAACGUCAACGUCAACUUGUAUUGUCGUUCCAAAUAUUUCAAGCUACAAAAAAUAAAAAUCACAAAAUGAAUUUCACGGAACGAUUUGGUUUUACAACUUUAUUACUUAAUGCAUUAAGAACGACUAUUUUAGUCAGAUGA
Molecule: messenger RNA, 204 nt
Organism: Clunio marinus
Lineage: Eukaryota; Metazoa; Arthropoda; Insecta; Diptera; Chironomidae
Source: the annotation of a GenBank genome assembly